GGCCUCUGCACCUGUGCGCCACAGAGUUGAUAAACAAAACAAAAAAAAAAUGUGGUGAAGCAAAUUUGUAGAUAAUCUACGUUGCAUAAUAAGGCCGCAGCCAACCCCCGAGCUUGCGCAGGGAUUACAGCGGCGCUCGAAUGCUCGGCCCCCGCCGCGGCGAGAUCUCGGUUUCCAGGGUAAUCCCGGUGGACAUGUGCAGCUCAAACAGGAAACUGGAAAGGAAGUGACAGAGCCACAGUUCAAGUCAUCAGGAACAGGACCCUUUAACACCAUGAAUUAAGUCCUACGUUUGUUAAAUAGGCCCUACCAUAUAAAAUAAUAUUUAAUUCCCUCCUAUAAAUAACAAUUGAUAGACAGUUCACGCACAGACACGCUCAACAUGGCGUCCGUGCCGGUUUACUGCUUGUGUCGCCUGCCAUACGACGUGACACGCUUCAUGAUCGAGUGUGACAAUUGUCAAGACUGGUUCCAUGGAAGCUGUGUUGGAGUGGAGGAGGACAAAGCAACUGAGAUUGACCUGUAUCACUGUCCCAACUGUCAGGUCACCCAUGGGCCAUCUGUCAUGCGUAAACGCCGUGGAGGCAAUAAGCAGACAGACAGUGGUGCUGCAGCAGGUAGAGAUCCAAGUCGGCCAGUUAAGACAGGCAGUCCACAGUUUGUUCGGGAGCUACGAAGCCGCACCUUCCCAAAUGCGGAUGAAGUCUUGCUAAAGCCGUCUGGGGCCCAGCUGACUGUGGAGUUUCUUGAAGAGCAUUCUUUCAGUGUUCCUGUUAUGGUGCUGAGACGGGAUGGCCUAGGCAUGACCCUUCCUCCAUCGUCAUUCGGCGUCAGUGAUGUAGAGCACUAUAUCGGAGCAGACAAAGAGAUCGAUGUGAUUGAUGUGUCACGGCAAUGCGACUUGAAGAUGCGGUUGGGAGACUUUGUCGAAUAUUACAACCGCCCCAACAGAGACAGAGUGCUCAAUGUCAUCAGCCUGGAGUUCUCUGAGACCAGGCUCUCAAACCUGGUGGAGACUCCAAAGAUAGUGAGGAAAUUGUCAUGGGUAGAAAACCUCUGGCCUGAAGAGUCCGUGUUUGAACGCCCCAAUGUGCAGAAGUACUGCCUAAUGGGAGUGAAGGACAGUUACACAGACUUCCACAUUGACUUUGGGGGCACCUCAGUAUGGUACCAUGUACUGAGGGGCGAGAAAAUCUUCUAUCUAAUUUCCCCCACCGCAGCCAACCUGGCACUUUUUGAGCGGUGGAGUUCUUCAUCUAACCAGAACGAGAUGUUCUUUGGAGACCAGGUGGACAUGUGUUACAAGUGCUCUGUCAAACAAGGAAACACUUUGUUCAUACCAACGGGGUGGAUUCAUGCUGUCCUGACUCCAGUGGACUGCCUGGCCUUUGGUGGAAACUUCUUGCAUAGUCUCAACAUUGACAUGCAGCUGAGAGCAUAUGAAAUAGAGAAGAGAUUAAGCACAGCAGACUUGUUCAGAUUUCCCAACUUUGAGACUGUGUGCUGGUAUGUGGGAAAGCAUCUCCUAGAUACCUUCAGAGGUUUGAGAGAAAAUCGCAGACACCCUGCCACUUAUCUGGUUCAUGGAGCUAAGGCCCUGAACAAUGCUUUCCGUGGCUGGACCCGUAAAGAGGCUUUAGCAGACCAUGAAGUAGAGAUUCCAGAAACCAUCAACACACAGACACUAGUGAAGGACCUGGCCAAGGAGAUUCGUCUUGUUGAGGAUAUCUUCCAGCAAAACAUUGGCCGCACUGGACCUCAGUUUCCUGGUUCCCCUCUCUCUAAAGCUCCCUUGACCACCUCUCAGAAUUCAGGACGCCCCCCUGGAAAAAAGAAAGCGCCCAAGCCCAAAGAAGUGAUUGGGGUCCUUGGGCCCCCAGGAACCAAGAAGAAGAGUCAAAAGGGCCUGCUGAAGGCAGAAGCCGGAGAACUUGACCUCAUUGAGAUCCACACCAAACAUACGCUCAAGAAAUUUCCUGGCAAAUCCAAAAACAAGAACAAGUUGGAGUUGCCAUUAAAAGAGUUUGAGGGGAAGCUUAAUAAAAGCAAACUGAAACUCGUGCUGACCAACGGAAAAAUCAAAGGUAAGAAGGCUGGCAGCAAGAAUGGUGCAGGAGGUGCUGGAAACUACAAACAUCUUGCCAUGGAGGGAUCCAGUCUGUCUGACCUAGAGUCUGAGGAUGAGCUGCAGAUUGACGAGACCCCUCCUCCACGACGCAAACCUGCAGGACCUAGCAAGAAAAAGAAACUAAGCGGUCUUCCUAGGAAGCUUCCCAGAGCCAAACCCUGCUCUGACCCCAAUCGCAUCAGAGAGCCAGGAGAGGUCGACUUUGACAUUGAGGAGGAUUACACCACAGAUGAAGAGGCACUGGCUGCCCACGGAGUGAAGGGUGGAGCGGGGGGCAUUCUGGACUUAUUGAAGGCCAGCAAGCAAGUGGCAGGCCUGGACUCUUCAGCACUUAGUGAGGAAGCCCCAGCCUCUCCUAGUACUCGUGAUGCCAUUCAGGGUAUGCUCUCCAUGGCCAACCCUCCUUCCUCGUCUUCAUCUUCCUCCUCUUCAUCUCCCUUAUCUAUCUCUGGAGGCCUGACAGAGGGAUUGGGGGUGGUCAAGGAAAAAGGUGGCAAGGCUGUGUGGGUGACUGGAGGGGUAAAAAAGACAGGAGGUCCUGAGAAGAAACCUGUCAUCCAGCGGCCUGGGAAACGGCCAAUUAAACGUCCAGCUCGUCACUUUAGUGAUGAGGAGAGUCCAGAUGAGCAAGAAACACUGGGAACGUGUUUUAAAGAUUCCGAAUAUGUUUACCCAUCCUUGGAAUCUGAUGAGGAGGACCAUGCUAACAAGGCUAAAGCGAAGCGCAAGAAAAACUGGGAUGACACUCCUUGGAGCCCUAAAGCCAGAGUGAUGCCCACCCUUCCCAAACAGGAGCGACCAGCCAGGGAAGGGGCGAGAGUUGCAUCUGUAGAAACUGGUCUUGCUGCUGCUGCAGCCAAACUGGCACAACAAGAGCAGCAAAAGCCAACUAAAAGGAAGUACACCAAAAAACAGCGUCCUAGUGCUCCAGUAGUUGCUCCUCCCCCUGUUCAACCUGAGCCAGCCCCACCCUCUCCAUCACCUGCUCCGGAGUCUGCAGCAGACUUAAGCCCAGAAAGGAGGAUGGAUUACUACUCUGCUAGUCUCAUGGACCAUGAAUACACAGCUGGACCAGGACCUUUUGGCCCUGGAGGCCCUAGAGGUAGCGGAGCCAUGGCCCCUGGUGUGUUCCUCACUUCACGUCGACCUUCCCUGUCUCCACAGAAUAGCAGCUCUCACUCGGGUGCAUCCCCUGCAGCUUUGGCCAGCCAAGGCACAACAGGAGUUGGCCAAGGGAAACGUCCAAAGAAAGGACUUGCUACUGCAAAACAGAGACUUGGAAAAAUUCUGAAAAUUCACCGCAACGGCAAACUUCUUUUGUGAGAGAUGUUGGAAAUGUGGGAAUCAAGAAAAAGGAUUUUGUGAAAGUAGGUCUGAAGGAAAUAGAAAUAGUAUUCUAUAUUUUGUACUCUAGAUAAUUUUGUUUACUGUUUUCACCUGUUAAUUGAACCUCACUAUGUUUGUCUUACAUCAAGUAUUCAGCCCAAUUAGCAGUCUGUUUUGGCACUCCACCUAACUAUAUCUGCAUAAAGCUAUAUUCAGUGGCACAUCUGUGACUUUGCACAGAUCACUGAAAUUCUCUCAACAAACACUCACUGUGGUAUAUAACUAUCACACAUUUGACUACAAGAAAUUGUAGAAAGUGUUUCAAAAUGACAGGUGGACAGUGACUUAACUAGCUAGAUUAACUAGCAUAUUACAUAAACAGGCCCUAAUUUUUUCUUUUGUUUAUAUCCUUUGCUAUUUUUAAAGGCUGUAUUUAUGCAAAAACAUUGAACUGUCCAUCAUGAGGUUUUUAAAAGGGAACGAAAAUCAACACUGUCUAGUCAGGUAAAAUGAUCCCAUUCCAACAAAAACAAUGACACAAAGCCAUGCAGUUGAAAUAUUGUAUGCAGUCAUUCAUUUUACCUUAUAGAAUCUUGUGUGGUAUGAUAACCUCAGCAUGUCAAUCUUAAACACAAACAGUUUGGCAAAAAUCUAGUCGGCACAUUGUAAGCACCCAGUAUAGAACAUGUAUUAAUUUGACCAAUUUCUUACUGCCCCAGUUCAGACCUGGUAUUUACAUCUGUCCUGAGAGAUCUGAUCACAAGUGGACACCUCCAAGUUGGUCAGUUCACACCUGGAAUAAGAAUGCAUGCUGAGUACGUCACCUGUGACCACUCUUCCCUCUAUAUGCAAAAUCACAUGUACGUCAUUUCAGUUCACAAAGACCAAAUUAUGUUUUUUUUUAAAUGUGUUUUAGCAACUAUACAGAUGUGUCCAUUGUCAACGUGUUAGUGUUGCCGCAAGCAAGAUUUUACCCCCUUUAAAAAAAAGGGGGAAAUCUACAUGUGCCAGUCACUGUUUAUAUUGUGGUGGUGGCCCCAAACAAAUCAUUGUAUGGGAACUGAGAAAUGUAAAAAAUACAUCUAGCAGUUGUAGUUUCAAUGUGAAACUACAACUGUUCAGAGGCCAUCUACUGAAUAGGGUGGACGUUCAAUGUGGCCCAGGACACAUUUGCGUACACACAGCUAAAAGAAUGUGACCCCAUGCGUCCCAGACCACCUCCGAAUAUGGUCUGAAUGAUUGGAUCACAAAUGUGUCCUCAAUGCGUCUUGGGUGUGUUCACAUCUGUACUGUACUAAGAGCUGUCGGAUCACUCUGGACAGAUGUUAAUACCAGGUCUGAAUGGGGUCACUUUGUUUAACUCAUUUUCCUCCAUGAAAAAGAAAGCUGUAAACUGAUUCCAAGAGUAACAUACAAUUAUAUUUAUUUGAUCAUAUUUAUUUCAUCGAGGCAAUGCUUCGCCACCUCUUCGCCUGUUUUAAUGUAGUAUGUUUUUACAACCUCAUCUUCUUAGUUCCUAUUCUAAUUACUUUCAACCACUUAAUACCUGUACAAAAAUGUUAUCCACAACUUUGUUACAAUUUUUUUACAGUUUUAAUUUGUCAUUGUAAAUAUUUGUAAUAUUUGUAAUUUAUAUAGCUACAUUGGAAAAGCAGAAAAUUAUUAUUAGUUGAAGAGACUAGUUUCCUGCAGGUUGCUAUAGUCCAAGCCCAGAUUGUUGGCAGCCUUCUUGGGCCAGACAUAGACAUGUGCUUUCUUUCCACAGAAUGUACUAGUGAUAAAAUGUUGGCAGAAAUGUAGAUUUGACUGUGUGAAAACAUUGUGAAGGUGCAGAAUCUGAAUUCAUAUGUAAAUACAUGUUGUAAUUUAAGUUCUUUUAUAGUUCAAAAACUUUGAAAUCUUUCUUAACAUAACUUGUACAUGAUACAUUGUUGUAUUUGGAAAAUAUCUGAAAUAGUUCUUUUUUAUAUUUGUAUGCAGUAAUUGUCAUGCUUAGUUUGUCAUGUCUUGUUAGUACGAUAUUUGAAGUGUGCUGGGAAAAAAAAGCCCAUGUUAAAUUUCAUGCAUUUAGUUUUAUAUUAAUUAUUGUUGAUAUUCACUCUUGUGUUGGUGUGUACUGUGUGUUUUAAACGUGUUUAAAUACAACCUGGAUAAGAUAAAAAUAUACCUUGGGCAAAA
Scophthalmus maximus (turbot) is the source of this 5632-nucleotide messenger RNA. RefSeq names its product PHD finger protein 8 (gene phf8). The record is from RefSeq and is a predicted model, not a curated record. The transcript is spliced from 22 exons. Gene Ontology annotation, biological process: regulation of transcription by RNA polymerase II; protein demethylation. The coding region runs from base 383 to 3451 and encodes 1022 amino acids. NCBI's taxonomy places the organism in Eukaryota, Metazoa, Chordata, Actinopteri, Pleuronectiformes, Scophthalmidae. Gene Ontology annotation, molecular function: transcription coregulator activity; histone demethylase activity.